CGAUGCUGAUGCUGAUGCUGACGCUGAUGGAUGGCUCUGUCUAGGUGUCUUCUGGAGCAGCAGCACGUACCAACAGCCCUAGCAUCGCGUAUAGUUGUUGUGUAAUAUGUAUGCGCGCAAAAAAGGAAGAUGGACUAGUGAAAAUAGACGAAGCGCUUACCUACCUCGAGGUGUCGAGUGUCGAGUCCAAGCCUCGUGACCUGAGGAUAGUCCAAGAAUCCCAAGUGUCGUGGUGUCGUAGUGUUGUACUUGUUGUGGUUGUUUAUGUUAUUAUCGUCGUCGUUGCGUUGCAGGCCGGGCAGCUACUACUGCUGGUGAUGAUGGACGUCGCUAUUCUAGGCAAGAAGAAGCGUGAGAUUGUCCUGUAUGUGAGCAGAUCAGAAGAGGGAAGGGGCGGACGAGAGAUUCGGGGAAAGUGAGACGGUCUGACGGGGAAGGGGGCACUGGCCUGUUUUCAAUUGUGAAUGGCAACAUGGGAAGGU
Molecule: messenger RNA, 482 nt
Organism: Pseudovirgaria hyperparasitica
Lineage: Eukaryota; Fungi; Ascomycota; Dothideomycetes; Acrospermales; Acrospermaceae
Exons: 1
Coding region: 111-419 (102 amino acids)
Source: RefSeq, a predicted model, not a curated record